GCCGUAAGUGCCACCAAAUUCACCACUUCUCAUAUAUACAUAUAUAGUUUUCAUUCGUAAGAGAAAAAUCAAAUAUGUUAGUAAAAAUGAAAAUAUAGAGCAAACAAAUUAAGUAAAUUAACACUGCUAGGUUCGAAAUCAGCAGCUGCGGAAAGAGAAUUUAGCAAUCAGCUCUUGUCCGUAAGAAAAUUAUGAGAUUCGGUCCAUCUUUUGAAUUAAAAAAGAAGAUUAAAUAGACACAUUUAGAUAUUACAGUUUUUGGAGGAAUAUGUUCAAGUGGAAAAGACAAUAUCGUUUACCAAAAAAAAAAAAAAACAUUGGUGGAGCUCUCCCUCUCCCACGUCAAAAUAUCAUAAAAAGGCAUUGUCAUAGUCUCACUCGUUCUUGUGUUGCUCAUGUGCACACAUGCCUUUCCAUGUGGAUCACUCAAUAAAUCAAACCAUUUUCUUCUAUCUACACAAACCAAUCAUUAAUUAUUGUUCAGCACUCCAAGAUGGGAUUUUGAGUGACUAAAAUUAAAGAUAUUAAUAAAUCGAUUGAAUUGAAUAGAAAAAGAUAGACAGGUUGUGUAUUGGAAAACCGGCGAUUAAAUUUUAAAACGAUGUUGGUGUGAUGGCAUUCAUAUAAAUGUGCAUAUGUAGGGAGGAGUUAUACGAAUGGAACUUGGAACAUCAUUAUCCAGAGUUUUUUAGGGCGAAAUUAUUAAGAGAAUAUGAAAAAACAGUUUUUUAAUUUUUUUAGUUGAAGUUUAAAAAACAGUUUUUUAUAUUUCUCUUAGAAUUCCGCCCUAAAAAAUUCUGGAUAAUGUGCUCUUAGGAAACAUGUGAGAGAAAUGAAGAGAUAGAGAAAUAAUGACUGAUGAGCCUCAUAAAGUAUAAACCAAAUCAUGGAGUUUUCAAGUGAUGAUCAAGACGAAAGUAUUAUUCGAACCUAAUCAGCUUACCAGAGGCCCAAAUAUGGUUUUAAAGACUAUAUAAUUUGGGCCCAUUUUAUAUGAAUCUCAUGAACUUCUCUAAAAGAAACUAAAACAUUUUUCAAAACAUGUUAGUUUGAUAUAAAAAUAUGGGGUGAGAGAGGCUCGAACUCUCGACCUCAGGAUCACUCAGUAGCUAUGAGACCUACGCGCUAGCCAACUGCGCCACCACCCCAGAUGCUUUGUACUUCGGAUUUAACAUUAACGAAGCUUCUUAGCUUUCUUUUGAUUUCCUAUUUUCCUAUAUAAUCGACAUGUUUGCAACGUGCAGACGUCACGUCCAAAUGUAUAUGCAACUGAAUCCAAACUAACUGAAAUUAAAAUACAAUUAUUUUACGUCUAUCGUUGUUUCAGCGUAAAAACAUAUAUAAGAAACACAACUACUUACAGAAUUAUUAUGAAAACAUCAACAACAACACAAUGGAAGUAUUUUUUGAAAAUGCAUUUCUAUGAGAGGCCAUACUUGUUAUUCGAGCAUCGAAUGUAAUUGUUUUUAUUAGCGAAAUUCGUCUCGUAUAAUCUAAGAACGUGAAAUUUAGAUUAUAAACCAACUAACAUGGCUUGAAACCACAUAUGUGAUGCAUUUAUUAAGUAUGAGACCAUCUUACUUUAGCAUUUUACCAAAAAAAAGCAUGAGACCAUCUAUUUUAAUAUUGCACUAGACACUGAAUUUGGAUAAUUAAAUAAGGGGAUGACUGCAUGAUCUUCUUCUCUUUUACUACAUGAUAUUUAUAAUUUUUAAUCAUAGUUUGAUAGUUGUAAGUUGUAACUAUGGAGCCAUGAUGGAGGAUGAGAAAUCGUCAAAUCUAUCCGAAAGUCAAGACCCUCUUCGUCAAUAUUUUGAUUUAAUUUUUCACUCAUGGUUUGGUGGAAAGAAUAAUGGACUUCCACUAAUCAUGAAAACUCAUUAGAGAAUCUGUUUAGCUUAGUCAUUAAAUAAAUACUACACACACGUCGACUACACUUUAUAUUAUUUUUUAUAAUAUGAUUGAGUUCAGCAGCUAACAUAUUGUAUUUAUAUAAUAUGAAGAUCGGGUUGUCAGAUUAAGAGAUAGCUACACAUGUCCUUCUUUAUGAUUUAUUUACCCAAAACAGACUAUAGGAUCAGGAAUAAUGUCCCAUAAUAUAUUGAGACUAAGGAAGAGAAUUAGAAUUGUAGAACUGUAUGAAAAUAUUGAUAACAGAAAGAAUGUAAUUCUAAACUCCAGACUGUUUUUUCGUCCGUUCAUAGCUUUCCAGUAAGCUAAUGAUUAAAGGGAAGGUUAAGUACAUGUUAGCAUGAGAGAAUAAGGAACAAGUUCCAUUAUUCAAUUAUUUUACAUGUGCAUUUAAAUUAAUAUUUUAAAAUAAUAUAUUAAUUUCAGUGUUAAAAGAAAUUAAUCUAUUUUUAGUGGAUGUAUCACAUGAAAACUAUAGAGACGCGCAGGAGAAAUAUAAAAGAUAACAAGAGACCACCAACUCAAAAGAGAACAUGAGAAAAGAUAAAACAAAAUAUUGAUCAGCAUAUUUCUAAAUGUACUAUAGUGAAUUAAGAAAUAGUAUCCUAGAUAUUUCCCUAAUCAGAUACUCUUUUUACUAUAAAUAUAAAAAAAUAAAAUAUUCAUUAUAUAAUUCUAAUAAUGAAGAUAUAUCAUAUAUUUGUUUCCUUCUAAAUCCUUGACUGAAUAACGUACAAUCCAGUAUUAACAUUUAUAAGUUCACUACUAAUAACAUACUUAAAAUAAUUCAGAUUCUUUAAAAUCGGCACUUGAUUAUAUUUCUUAUUAAACCUUUAGCAGAAAUCAAUUACAAUUUACAGUAUAAGUAAAUAUUAUAUAUUAUGAUAUUUUUUAUUGUAUUUUUUAUGACAAUCAUCAAAUAUUAUAUAUUAUGCAAAGAUAUAAUACUUAAAGAGAAACUAUUCUCUUGAUAACGUACCAAACAAACAAAGAUGAUUAUCUACACUAUCAGAUUGUUCUUAUUAAACCUUUAGCAGAAAUCAAUUACAAUUGUUUGGUAAGUGAAUAUAUUUUUUAUGAUAAUCAUCAAAUAUUAUAUAUUAUGAGAUUACAGUAUUACAAUUUACAGUAUAAGUAAAUAGUAUAAGUUAAUAGAAAAUUAAAACUAUGUUAUAUUUUUUUUGGAACGCUAAAACUAUGUUACAUAAUGGCUAUAAUUAAAACAGAAGAUUUCUCUAAUUAUAUAAAAUAGAGAAGAAAAGUUGUGGAGGAGCUAUAAUGUUAAAACCUGGCAAAUUAGACAGCGGAGAUAUACUCAAGUGCUGUCUUGUCAGACUACUCUCUCUCUCUCUCUCCUUCUCCUUCUCCUUCUCCUUCCCCUUCUCCUUCUUAUACAAAACCCUCCAAUCACUAUUCUAAAAUACUCAAAAGCAAUUUUAGUCAUUCUCUCUCUUCGUAUGUGUAGAGUCGCCGAGUCGGAGUCAAACACGACAUCGUUUCAAGGGUUGAAAUUGCAACCUUUUGAUUGGUCUCACUUCUCUCUGCCCAACCAAAAACAACAUUUGAUGAUAUAAAGAAGCUAAGUUUGUACACAAAUCUUCUUUCGUUUAUUUUUUUAAUAAAUAAAAUGUAUCAAACGAGCUAUUACCGAUCACCGUUCGGAGACACGACUUUCACCAAAGUGUUCGUUGGAGGAUUAGCAUGGGAAACUCCCGCCGCAGAAAUGCGUCGUUACUUUGAUCAGUUCGGAGAGAUUCUUGAAGCCGUCAUCAUCACAGAUAAGAACACCGGCAAAUCUAAAGGCUACGGUUUCGUGACGUUCCAGGAGGCUGAUUCUGCGACCAGAGCCGUGGCAGCUCCUAAUCCUGUGAUCGACGGGAGAAAAGCCAAUUGUAAUAUUGCUUCUUUUGGACGGCCCCGACCAUCUCCACCUAGAGGCCGAGGACAAACAGGAAGUCCGAGUCCGUACCAAAGUGGAGGACCAUCAGCCUAUACGGGGAUGGCUGCACCGCUGCCACCGGCUUCAGCUGCCCACCAGCUCAUGUAUCCUUCCUAUGGGUACACCUAUAACCCUGAUCAAUUUCGGUACCACCAAGCAAUGUACAACACACAGUUGCAACAAGCACAGUACUAUCAACAGCAGCAACAACUAUAUGGAGGAGGAGCAACAUCACCAUCAGCAGCAACAAUAAUGCCUUCUCCUUACUAUUACGGCUAUUCUCUUCAAGCUUCUAGAGUGCCAUACCAACACCAUCAUCCUCAUCUUCCUCAACCGUAUAACCCUCAACAACAACAACAGCAUCAACGGUUUACUUCUCCUCCUUUACUCGUUUACCCAUCCAGUUCACCUUUUUCAUCUCCUCUCCAAGGAUUACUCUCUUCUUCCGAAGAAUCUGAAGCACCCCAACAAGUGUCAGCAAAAGUUGAAGCAACAACUGCACCUGAAAGUACAUCCAGCAAAGAACCAACUUCUUCUUGAUCUUUUUCAUUUCCCCAAUUUGUACAAUCUUCACAUUUGUCUCUCUCAAAAGAUUCAAAAAAGAAAAGAAAAGAAAACAGCUAAUUUCUUUUUCAAAAAAGAAGAAGAAGAAAACAGCUAAUUUCUUAUUUCUCCAGAGCUAUGACUUGAGCCCCGAAGACCACUCAAGACUGCCAAAAGUGUCUCUUUAUAAUACUCGUGUCAUAGUUUUUCUCUGUUAUUUUUUGUUCUGACGGAAUCUAUAUGUAAAUCCAGAGUCCUUCAAAUAAUUGUCUCUUUAUAAUACUCUUCUUAUUCGUUAUUUUUAUUCUAAUAAUUUCAACUUUAUGAUAUAUGUUUCGUAUUCCUGCUU
Messenger RNA from Brassica rapa (field mustard), 4742 nucleotides. Its product is annotated as RNA-binding protein 24. Gene Ontology annotation, molecular function: RNA binding. Lineage: Eukaryota; Viridiplantae; Streptophyta; Magnoliopsida; Brassicales; Brassicaceae. The record is from RefSeq and is a predicted model, not a curated record.